CGAGUUACUUAGGUACAUCGCAGCUGAUCGCAGCGCUUUGUUGAAGAUCAAGUGGUCUUUCUGUACUUUUUGCCUUUCACAAUAGCAUUGGAGAAACACGAUGAUGGCUCCUUUGACAGUGUGGAUCCCACGUUGAAUGUGGUCUUUGAAAGACUUCUGUCGAUGCAACACAAGUUGAGGAAGCUGGUCCUGGAAGAUCCUGCAACAUUCUCGCAGCACACGAGCUGCAGUGGCUAAACAUGUAACGUGCCCCGAAAGACAACCCUGCUGAAAACUACUUUCCAAGCAAAGCAACCUGGUACCGGAAGCAAGCCGUUGGAGCGAGCAGCCUUCUGUGUGGAAGUAGGGAUGGAGCGUAGGAUGGGGUCUAGAGACGGCGGGCAAAGAUUCGGAGGGGGGAAUUCAUACGACGCUGCUUUCCCCUCCUUAGGGGCCACAUUGGCCCCAAAACGACGAGCGGACAAACAGAGAAAGAAGAUCACCCCCACCCCCGUGGCGGCCGCCCAGGUUGACAGCACGUUCCUCCUGGCCCAGCCUGCUGAGGACUCCGGUCCCUCCUUCGGACGUACCGCAAAGUCAACGGAGGUCGACCUGCGCCUGCUGCUCAAAGAGAAGAGAGGCCGGUCCAAGGGGGGCCAGAACAAGGAGCAUCCCCUCAGCGAGGCGCCUCUUAUUGAGAAUCAGAACAGAGGGUUUAGCGGGGCAGUUUCUGGGGAUGGCCAGCCAGGAAAGCUAGCUGGGGCGUUGGAAGGCCGGCUAGGGGGUGGCCAAAGCGCCUGGGGGACUGAGGAGCCAACCCCCAGUGCAUUGCCAGGGCCGUCUGCCGAGUUUCAUACCCCUCCCAGGAGCCGCCGUUUGGCGCCUUCCAGAUGCGAUGGCCCCCACCUGUCCCACCCAGCGGAAAGCCCCCAGCUGCUGACCCCCACUUCUGGGGCCCAGUUUAAGAUGGCUGAGCGCAGGCCGCCUUCUCCUCCCAAGCCGUCUGGGGAAGUAUCCUCCUCGUUCAGGUUGCCAGAGAAGCCUCCAAAGCUGCCCCCAGAGCAGCAGAGGGCGGCGGAGGCGCACGGGGAGCUUCUGAAGAGGGGGGGUGUCCCGUUUCUGUUGCAGGAGCUGCAGCUGAUCGUUGAGCUGCUGACCGCAAACCAAACUAGCUGUGCGGGGGAACAUGCGGUGACUGAGGGGAAACUUGGUCACGCACUAGGGGGGUUGAAGGGGACAGCAGGUGCGCCUCAAACUCUAGCGAGCAAGGGUUUAAACAGGGGAGAAGCUGAGGGAGAGGGGACGGGGUUUAUAAGCUUGUCAGGGGAAGUGCACUCUGAGCAAGAUUUUGUGUCGCAAAGCUUAGUAAAAGGGGCAUCGGAGGGACCAGUAAAUCGAUUGGAAGAAGGAGCUGAAUCAGCGGGGCAAAAGGAAGCGGGCGGACUCGGAUCCGGAAGACAGACGGCAGGAAUCACGGCAGUUUCAGAGCCACUAAAGGCCUUGGAGCGAACCCCAGGGUCGUCUUCCUCACCAGAAGGGAAGGAAAGGCCUUAUUGUGAAGGGGAGUCCGCAACAUCACCAGAGGCGUCUUUGCCCCGGGGAGUGCUCUCGUUCUGUUGUGGGGACAUGGCGGCCACGUAUGCCUGCGAGGUGCUGGAGACGUCACUGCCGCUCAUCUUGCACUGUGGGGAGCCGCUUCUCACUGCGCUUCUCCACGAGCCGGCGAUCCCCCGGCACUCCCCGACGCUGACCGCACACCUCCGAGAAGCUCUGAUUGCUCAUCAGAGCGCGUCGCUGAGAGGCUUAGGAACGCCUCAGAAGCGUGGGGGAUCGGCAGGCGGCGCCCCUCUUUCGGCGCUGCCCUUUAACGAAGAGCAAGAUUCCCGCAACAUUCCGGCCUUCAAGACGCAGGAAGGUCAGCGCCUGUUCAGCAACCGCGAGGAGUGCCGCGACAUCUUCUACUGCAUCAUCCGUGACGCAGCUUCGACCUCCGCCGACUUCGCCUCCGAGCCCGUUCCGCCAAGCCUCAAGUCCGCUCCACACAAGCACCCAUUCCGGCGGCCAGCCGCCUCUGCCGCCGGAACCCUUAAUGGCUACUCCGGCCGGGCCGCUCCCCCGCGCCCGGAGAAACCGCUAGGCUUCCCCUCAAGGGUCCGCCAGCUGCUCGCGCACCUGCACGAGAGCAACUACCCCUGGCUCGCGAAGCUGUUCGUACAGCAGAUCAUUCAGGUCGCCUCGACCGGCGAGACCGAUCCCGAGGUCCGGAGCCUUGCACGCGAAGACACGGCGAAGCUGCAGCGCUUGCACAGCCGUCUGAUGGGCGCGGGGGCCGCGCCCGUGCGGCUCGCGGCGGGCGGGACGCCGACCCGGGAGAGCCCCGGGCGGAGGUUUAGAGGUUUUGACGGCACGAGCCCGGUGUUUGUCGGGGGGGUCCGGCAGGGGAGCCCCGGGUUGGAAAGUACCCCCCCGGGGGAGACAGGGGUGAAGAGGGAGCUGGGAAGGGGGCCGCGGGAAAAUUUGCGAGAGGAGCUGCGGGAAGGAAGAGAAAACGGGUCACGUGACGGAGGCCAAACGGUCCGGAGGACGUUGGAGGGCAUGUUUGGGGAGAGCGAGAGUGACCGGAAUAGAGAAGGCGGCCCGGUGGGCGUUCCAGAGAAAAAGGGGGGGUCUGACGGACAAUCCGCAGGAGAGGAGGCAACCGAGCACGUGAAGGAAAAGGAGAUCAACAUUGAAAAGGCCGCUUCAACCGUCCUGUCACGACAGUUUGCGUCCACCAUUAACUCCAUUUUGGCGCCAAGCACGAGUCCUGGGCGGGUUGAAAAUACUGAGGGUGAGAUUAGAAAAGGGCUCUCGGUUGCAGUGGCGAGAAACGGCGACCCGCUUGCGGAGGAUGGCCCGUUCGGCGGCCUCUUCUCGCGGACGCUUGUGCCGUACGUCCGGUUUGUGCAGGCUGCGGACAGCCACCGGCUGCACCUGCUGCUGCUGCGCUGCAUCGCGGACAGCAUCCACUCCCUCUCGCAAGUCGGCGCCGCCUCCGUCUUCUCCGCGUCUUCCUUCUCGGAGCGUCUGGUCACCCUCCAAACCCUCGCGCGCUUCCUCGGGUUCCUCCUCUUCGCCCCCAUUUCUACCGGCCACUCGCCCCUCCCAACCGACCCCAAGUCGCCCGUUUACACCUGGUCGGGGGAACUCCCCAUCAGCCCGGUCGACGCGCUCCAGGCCGCGAUGUUAAACGGCUCCCUCCUGCUGAACCUGCCCUGGGUUUUGGAGGUUUUGGGCAUGAUGCGCGCGUGCGCACCCGCAAAAGGUUCGCCGACGUUCGGGCGAGCGUUGGCGGAGGUUGAGAGGCUGCAGGGCUUGCCUGCGCUGCUGCCCAGCAGAGCUGGCUUUGGGCUCCCGAGCAUGUGCAUUACCGCCGCCCUGGAAGCCUUCUUCCGCGAGGACAGUUCUUCCCCUCCAGAACCCCCGCAAACCUUAACUCCCUCCGAAACCCUCCAAUCCCCGCUUGCCACGUGGCCCCCCCGCGACACCCCGGACUUCAUGCCGGGACUCAUCGACGCCCGGUACAUUCAAAACUGCUGUCCGCUUUUGGACGAUCUCGCCGCAACUCUACUUGAAGCUCGACAGCGGACGAGCCAGAUCGACGGCCCAGAUGCGGCGAAGCCCGGCGAUCGACGGUCGCGACCGAUCCGGAAGAUCACGCCGACCCCCCCGCCGCAAGCGGCGCAACCGGGGGGGCUGCCGGCGGAUGUAUUGGCGGCGCUGCCUGCAGAGGACGCGGAGUUGGUUCGGCCGCCGCAGAGGGAUCCCCUCAGGACGAAACUAGAGGGCGUCUUCUUCGAGCAGCAGCCGCAGUUGCGUCGCCUGGUCGACUUCGUGGUCGACACCGUCGCCGCAAACUCCGCCCUGGCCGCACAGCUCGCCACGUGUCCUGACGUCAUCUCCGCGGCACGCGCCCAGCUUGCCGAGAGGGCGGAGCGAGCCGCCAGCGACGGAGCUGGCGUUGGCCGGGUUGAGAUGUUUAUAGAGCAGACGAUACUGAGUGCUUGCCGACAAGGCCUGCCGCCUGCAAUAGCGUAUGCUCGCAAGCACUCCCGGGAGAGGGUUUGCGAGGCCCUGGGAGCAUUGGCACGCCCCAACAUCGCGCCCCCCGUGUUGGGCACCGCAGCAGCGGUUGCGGCCCAGGCAUCAGCCGUCGGGGCGGCGAAACUAAUCCUUGUAAAUGUGCCGAAAGAGAUCAGGCAGCGUCUGACGGAAGGCGCCGAGAAGUUGAAAAAGAAGAUGGUGGCAGCUUUCAGAAUAGAGCAGGCAAGGAAGCUCGUUAGUAAGUAGGAAUAUUGCAUAAGUGCUGCCCUCGAGCGCGGGCAACAUUUUGGGAAAUAAUGGAGAAAAAAUGCGCG
Molecule: messenger RNA, 4376 nt
Organism: Klebsormidium nitens
Lineage: Eukaryota; Viridiplantae; Streptophyta; Klebsormidiophyceae; Klebsormidiales; Klebsormidiaceae
Source: the annotation of a GenBank genome assembly